GUAAUACAUAAAUCAGCUAGUCUGCUGGCUGCCAUAUCAUUUCGUACAAUGAAUGAAUAGAACCGUGUUUGAAUUAUCGUUCUCUACCUUGCUCUUUCAGAAUCUAGUUCAACCGGUGCCCCCAUCGAGAAUUGAAAUGUUAAUUUUUCAAUGAAAAUAGAUCUUUACUUGUACAAUACCAGCGAAAGAAACAUGUACACAGGAACACCGCAAUUAUUUAUGUAAUUAACAAGGUCGGUUUAAUUAAAAUCGAAAUACGAUAAACACAUCAGGGUGAUUAACGGUGUGUUGAAAAAUAAUUUAUGCUUUCGACCAUCCCUGGUCCCAUUUUGUGGAUAAUUUGCGUUUAAUAUUUGUUUCGCGACGAUUAAACGAGUUAUCGAAUUAAUUUGCGGUAAAUAUUCUGUUACGAUAUUAAUGCAAUUUCGCGCUGGAUGGCCGAUUAUUGUUAACGCCCUCGGUUUAUCUCCCAUCGAUAUCGACGAUUUGGGUUAAUUUUUUUCGUUGACGUUUGAAACGACCAGCGAAUAGAUGAAUUAAGAAACGAGAACUUUCGAUACGAGUCAAGUUCUACUCAUACGUCUGCGUUUCUACAUCGUUAGCCAACUUUGUCGAAUGUAAUCUUUAGUAGGUGAAACGUCGAGUGGAGAAUGUUGUUUUAUGAAAAACGAAUAAGAGAUGAAACGAAAUGGCAACGUACCUGUUGAAGUCAUUCGGGAAUUCUGUUGCCAAAUGCCUCAAGCGAGCCUCGAAUUGCAACGGAUUCGGAAAUAUCAGAGCUAAUUUUCAUUCCACGCCGAGGAAUUUGCAAACAAUUUGUUCCGAUCGUCCUGCUUACAUCACGCGAUUGGCUCUGCCGCCCGACUACGACAACGUGGUGGACUUCAUGUGCGACGUGUACUAUAAAGACGAACCAACAAUCGUGAACAUGGGUCUGGCCGGCACAGAGGCUCCUCUGGUCUGGAGGAAAAUGAUGGACGAUCUAGUGAGGUGCGGAUUGUCGUUCAUCGCGGAGAAUCAUGAACAUUGCAUAAUCGGCGCUGCACUGAACUCUCCGACGACCCCGCAAGAGAUACAAAUGUUGUGCAAUUUAGCGAAAUGCUGCCAAACCGAGCCCAUUAGUAAAGUAAUCGAGUUCUAUGCAUACGUGCUGGAUUCAGCGAGGGUCUGGGAACGUUUCUGUGUCCACACCAUCUUCGAGCAGUCCAGUUUGGCUAUAAGCGAGGAGUAUCGCGGUUUAGGGAUCGCCCAGAGGCUUAUACACGAAAGUUGGAUCCUGGCGCGUGAUUGCGGUUAUCGGUUGUUUCGAAUGGACUGUAACAACAGUUACUGCGCGAGAAUAUGCCGUGGUUUCGGAUGGGAGGAAGUUUGGAGGAUACCAUUCAGCCAGUAUGUGAACAACGGUGAGGUAGUCUUCAAGUGCGUCAAGGAACCGCACACCGAUUGUCAAGUGUUCGUUGAUCGCUUGAGAUAUUGCAAAACCUUCCUUCUCCCUUAUAAGAAGUGUAAACGAGUCACGCCACCUCCGGCUUGACAGAACGUAGAAUCUAGCUACGUAUAGAAUGGUAUUAGAUCGAUUUAGUCUCAGCAUCGUCAACAAUUGAAAAUUAAUGACAAAACAUGCGCGUGUGCAAGGUUAUUGAUCGAGAUAUUGAAUUAUCGUUCGUAUGCUAUAGAAUUGAAAUUUCUGUGAAAUAUGCAAAACGUGAAAAUUAGGAUCGUACUUUUUAUAUUAGACGCAACCUUGUUGGUUACUCGAUCGAUUGCAUCACGUUUCGCAUAAUUUAGCGCCAAUCUCCGCAUUAGACAUAACGGUCUCGCCGUUAUUGCUACAAUACCUCCCUUUUUGUCAGCUGUCAGGAAAGUUGCGAGACAGAGAAUUGGAAAUCACUUUUAAACAGACCGAAACCGACGAAGAAUUUCGCGGGUUCAUCGACCGUUCGAUCUGUCGAGGCCCGCGAAAGUUCGCCAAUCGAAAGGAAAUAAAACGCGGUAACGUUCAAAUGAAAUUCGCCAUAUUUGAGUUGUAAGCCGGUCCCGACUUUUCAGCUAGAACUUCCGCUUUCCUGGACCGUAGAAUUACAAAUGUCGAUGGAGUUUCGAACCUGAAACGAAUUCCGUUACCAAGUUCCGCCGGCGAAACGGAAGUUUGACGAUCGCGAAACGUCAAUUAAACGUGGCAGGGUAACAUGUUCUAACAUCUAUGCUCCGUAUCAUAAAACAGGGUUUGUAUCAUAAAAGAAUUAUGUAACAAAUUAAAAUCUUUAGAAUAAAUUAAAUUUCGAAAGGAAA
Osmia lignaria (orchard mason bee) is the source of this 2292-nucleotide messenger RNA. RefSeq names its product arylalkylamine N-acetyltransferase 1. The record is from RefSeq and is a predicted model, not a curated record. Lineage: Eukaryota; Metazoa; Arthropoda; Insecta; Hymenoptera; Megachilidae. Gene Ontology annotation, molecular function: N-acetyltransferase activity.